AUGUCUCUUGCAAGGUCAUGUAUUUCUACUAGAAAGUGCCUAGCGACAUUGGCAGGUAUAAGGUUUGUAUCAACGGCCACAAAUGCACCAGUACCAGCAUCACAUGAGACACAAAAGGAAAUAAAGGAGUCUGAUGAGAAGAUCGAAAAUAAGGAGAUCAGCACCAAAUCAAUAGCUGCUUUACAUGAAGAUGACGACAUUUUACAGCAUAUUAGCGAACUAACUGUAGGACAGUUCGAAACAUUGAUCAACUCGGCACCUAAACCUUCACUUAACAGGGACGAAGUGGUUCUCAAGAAAUUCCAGCAGUUACUCAAGACUUACAUUAACAGAGAUGAAUUGAAGAGAGAGUUUAGAUCAUCAUCCUCACUAUUGUCGCAGUUUCCAAAUUUGGUUCCAACCAGCAAGAGCGAGUCUUAUUCCGAUGCGGAAUUGGCCAUUAGACAGCGACAUCAUGCGCAGGUAAUGGGAAAAUUGGGAAGUGUAGUGAGAGAUGUCUACAGACCUCAUCAGCUUAUAAAUCGUCCUCCAAGACCAAACCAGAUCACUGUGUCAAAGCUUCUUGCCUGUGGAGCACAUUUGGGUCAUUCCACCGCUCUUUGGAACAACGCAACUCAACCUUUCAUCUACGGAGAAUAUAAAGGAAUUCAUGUGAUCGAUAUGGAUAAAACUGUGAGUUUUUUGAAACGUGCAUCGAAAAUAGUCGAAGGGGUCACUGAAAGUGGUGGUCUUGUUUUGUUCUUAGGGCUCAGAGAGGGUCAAAUGAGAGCCGUUAAAGAGGCUGCUAGACGGUGCAACGGUUAUUAUGUUACGCACAAGUGGGUUCCAGGUACUAUUACGAAUUCCUUGGAGAACCCUAAACCAAGGCAGGAAGUAGAUAUGGGAGAUAUUCCAACGAAAAGAGAGUUGAACCAGGACGAGACAAGGAAAGUGAUCAAGCCAGAUUUGAUCGUGAUGUUGAGUCCAUUGGAAUCAAAGGUGGCAGUAAAGGAGGCCAAUCAGGCCAGGAUUCCAACCAUUGGAAUUGUUGACACAAACUGUGAUCCACAGCUCGUUACCUACCCUAUUCCAGCCAAUGAUGAUUCUAUCAGAGCUACCAAUCUUAUCUGUGGUGUUCUUGGCAAGGCUGGAGAAGCUGGAUAUAGAAGACGGUUACAAGCAGUUCGUCAGUACAAGGAAAAGUUGAGUGUUCCUGAGGAUGAGCCAUUGAGUGCGACGGACUGA
Brettanomyces nanus is the source of this 1224-nucleotide messenger RNA. RefSeq lists its product as uncharacterized. The coding region runs from base 1 to 1224 and encodes 407 amino acids. The record is from RefSeq and is a predicted model, not a curated record. Lineage: Eukaryota; Fungi; Ascomycota; Pichiomycetes; Pichiales; Pichiaceae. The transcript has a single exon. Gene Ontology annotation, cellular component: mitochondrial small ribosomal subunit; ribosome. Gene Ontology annotation, molecular function: structural constituent of ribosome. Gene Ontology annotation, biological process: translation.